CGAAAGAGAGUCGCCGACAAUGUUCAAGAAAGAAGUCCAAGAAUCGGCACAUGAACAAAGCCACAGAAAUGCCGCAGGCGAUUCUCAACCUGCAGGACGAGAAGAACAGAGAAUCAGCACUAAGAAAGCUCAGCAAUUUUCUUCUUGAGAAGAGGGAGCAAGAUCCGGAUAAUUACUACAGCAUUGGGCAUAUGUUGUACCAUUCCUGCAGUACAAUGACUAUUUUGCUACAGGAGUUGUUGACGUUUUUCAGAAUGAUGGAAGAUGGAAGUCUCACUGCAAGAGCUUCCAAGCGUUUGGCAAAUGUUCUUACCUUAUUCCAGUGCAUUGCAGCUGGUAAGGAGACAAGGCACAAAUUUGUGAAAUCUUCAAUCCCCAAUUUUCUGGUUCCACUAGUAACGUUUAGAGCUCCUCUGGAGGAAUUUGAGAAUGUUAGAGCUGUUGCACUGUCUGUGAUAGGCAUUCUAUGCCAGGCAAGAGAAUCAAACAUCAUUCAAUGGGCUGUGGAAAGUAACAUGGUGGAAGUAUGCCGGAUUAGUGUAGAGAUCGGAAACGAACUCUCCAAAGUGGUAGGAAUGUUCAUCAUUGAAGCCAUCCUACAAAACGACUCAGGAUUGUCCUACAUAUGUAAUCCCAAGUCUAAACUGCUUAAGAAACUGAUGGCAACAUGGUAUCAACUGGUUACGUAUUUAGAUGUGGAUCAAAGUUUCUCCCCUCGCCUCUUGUUUCAUGUAAUCCGGUGCUGUUUCCUGUUAUGCAAUAAUAUGAGGGGAUAUGACAUGAUAAGAGAGAACCUUCCAGAUCCCAUCUCAAAUGGCUCUUUUCAUCCAAUAAUAAAUGAGUUUCCUGUAAUUGGGAGUUUGCUUCAACAACUUCUCCUGACAGUUGAUAAGGUCGAUAGCAGCAGAACAGCUUGUGAACGCUUGAUCAGUGAUGGAUCAUACAUAGAGAACUCCAUUUGAGGAUUCUUUCUCUGUGACCAUGAAUACAAGAACUAGGCCCUUCAAUUUUAUUGCUGUGAUGGAUAGAAGACCAGCUAGUGUAAAUAAAAAUUGUAUAUUUGAUGGUAAAAAACCAUUGUAUAUUGGAACUACAAUGGAUAGAAAAUUGACUGGAGCAGUUUGUAAAUGUGAAAAUGCUAUGUAACUGUAGUUUUCUGAUUCAAAAUUCUGUCCCUCUGUUGCUUCUUGGUUUGUUAUAGAUCCUAUUUCAAAAUGUUCUAUGCAGUUUUAGAAAUAAUCUCAUUGUUACUGCACCAUAUGA
Neltuma alba is the source of this 1263-nucleotide messenger RNA. RefSeq names its product cell differentiation protein rcd1-like. Bases 51 to 962 code for a protein of 303 amino acids. The record is from RefSeq and is a predicted model, not a curated record. Gene Ontology annotation, biological process: mRNA catabolic process. Gene Ontology annotation, cellular component: CCR4-NOT complex. The transcript has 10 exons. Lineage: Eukaryota; Viridiplantae; Streptophyta; Magnoliopsida; Fabales; Fabaceae.